AUGGAACGCACAUGGACGCGGCGCUGGCGUCUGGCUCUGGCCGUGCUGUGGUGCAUUUCUGCAGAGGGGGCGGAUGCACGGGGCUUGCUUGGGGUUGCCGCCGCCGCCGCUACACCCGGCGCUGAAGGCAGCAGUGACGAUGCCGUCAAUUCCGCAAUUGCUUAUGGCCUGCUGACAGCCGAAAAGGACUUCCAGUACCUGGUUUCCCUGCUGGACAGUGCCGACAGCUGGGCCGGCUGUGGUGGCGCGCUUAUUCGCCCCCGCCUCGCCAUCACAGCAGCUCACUGUGUAAAGAAAGCCAAUGGCAAAAUUUCUGACGUCAAGGCGGUGUACAUCGGAAUCCGAAACUGGGAAACCGACAUGCCGAGUCAGUACGAAUACCGCAAAGUGACGAAGAUUGUGGUGCACGGGCAGUACAAUCCCGACACGCUGGCAAAUGACAUCGCCCUGCUGGUGCUCAAUCGUCCCGCCAAGACCAAGCCGGUGCUGCUGCCUCCCCCUACCUACAAGCUGAUACCGGCUGAUGUUUAUGAGGACGGUGACUGGCUGUUUGUGGCGGGCUUUGGCUCCACGGAACAGGGUGACACCUCCAGGCUCUUGUACGCAGAAGUGCCGUUCAUUAGCAGAGCCUACUGCAACGAGAUCUAUAUCGACGAGUUUGAGUCAGACCCUGUGCCUACAACCCACAUCUGUGCGGGGUAUGCGGACGACAGCCAAGACUCCUGUGAAGGUGACAGCGGCGGCCCACUGGUUAAGAGGACCAAGAAUGGCGAUGUGCUGGUGGGAGUGGUCAGUUAUGGGCCCGGCGGCGGCUCUUGCGGUGGGGACAUGAACCUGGGGGCCUAUACCAGCGUCACGGCAAUGCGGCGGUGGCUGCUCUCCAUAAUCGCGUCGUUGAAGCUCUGA
Molecule: messenger RNA, 906 nt
Organism: Chlorella variabilis
Lineage: Eukaryota; Viridiplantae; Chlorophyta; Trebouxiophyceae; Chlorellales; Chlorellaceae
Exons: 6
Coding region: 1-906 (301 amino acids)
Biological process (GO): proteolysis
Molecular function (GO): serine-type endopeptidase activity
Source: RefSeq, a predicted model, not a curated record